ACUUUCCGUUUUCCUCGGCGGAUUUUGGUCAUCGCGGACACGACAUCCAAUUGAUCAUAAUCCUCUUUCCUCGGCGUUUUUACUUGUUCACCCACCGAGGCUGAUCAGUGGACCGUAUAAUUACAAUCGCCGCGUUACUCGGAGAAUUGAGAUAGCAGCUAAUCAUGGCUGCGGGACCAUACAACUACUCAUACAUUUUCAAGUACAUCAUCAUUGGCGACAUGGGCGUUGGCAAAUCAUGUCUUCUGCACCAGUUCACAGAAAAAAAGUUUAUGGCAGAUUGUCCACAUACAAUUGGAGUAGAAUUUGGUACAAGAAUAAUUGAGGUAUCUGGACAGAAGAUCAAGCUACAGAUCUGGGAUACGGCAGGACAGGAGCGAUUCCGGGCUGUUACCCGCAGUUACUACAGGGGAGCUGCUGGCGCCCUUAUGGUCUAUGAUAUCACACGGAGGAGCACGUAUAACCAUUUAAGUAGCUGGCUUACAGAUGCAAGAAAUUUAACAAAUCCAAACACAGUGAUAUUUUUGAUUGGUAACAAGUCAGACUUGGAGGCACAGAGAGAUGUAACAUACGAAGAGGCGAAGCAGUUUGCAGAUGAAAAUGGUUUAAUGUUUUUAGAGUGCAGUGCGAAAACUGGGGACAAUGUGGAGGAUGCAUUUUUAGACACAGCAAAGAGAAUAUACCAAAAUAUUCAGGAUGGCAGCCUGGACCUGAACGCUGCGGAGUCUGGAGUUCAGCACAAGCCCGCCCAGCCCCGAGCAGCACUCAAUAACGACCAGGUACCCACGGACAAGGGCUGUCAAUGUUAACCCUGCCCCCUAGCCACCAUCCAUCCCCCCUCCAAGACCUGCCAUACCCUCACCUCGCUGCAGAAAGGCGGCUACAGACAGAGGGUGCCAGCCAGUGAUACGUCAUUGCCAUCAUGACAUUGUUAACACUGACCACUGUGUCACCACUGGUGGAUAAUACUCCCGUUUUUUUUUAAAUCCAGUCAACUUCAUACUUCCUCACUUUUUCAGCCCAGUAACAUUGUAUAGGGGUGUAAAAGAGGAUGUUGAUUAAUUUAUUUUUUACAUAAAAUUGAACAGAUUUUAGAGCUUUUAUUUUCUAAAGCACAUUUCAGUUCCUUAGAAAAGCUACCGGCUUAUUAUAUUGCCAGACAUUCAUUUAGUGUGGGGAAUCUUGGUUGUUCUCGUUUAAGUCAGGAAAGCACUUUAACAUUCUCAAGAAUGCUCUCAUACAAAAGAAAACAAAAAAAGAAUGAAAAUUAGUCAUGUGUUAUGUAAAAUUUAGUCAAAUUCAAUUAUUUUUUAAUUUUUGGGCCAAUUUCAAAGCAUGGUGGAAAGCUCACAAGCUGCAUCUGCACAGGUUAUCUCCCGUCGUCUUCAGUCAGUUUCAAGCUUUGAUUAAUCAUGGUUCUAAAGGUAAUGGAUUAAUCCUAAAAUAAGGAUUGAGAAAUUGUACAGUUGUAAUGAUUGUUUUGAGCUAAAAAAUCCAUUAGAGGAAGUAUUUUGAAAUGAAUAUAAAUAACUCUAAAUAAUCUAAGCCCCUUUACCCUGUUUUGGGCAUGAAUCCCUCAUCAAACAGACACGUGGCCACUUUGCAGGAUUGAGAGAAGCCCUAUUUAAAAUAUCUCAGACUGCUCGACAUCGUUGUUCAAAGUCUCCGUUUUCAUUGCUUACUUUCAAAGUUGGAAUCAUUCUGAAUGAUUAAAACUUAUAUUUGAUCAAUUACUCUUAGCAUUGUUUAGUUUUUGCAUUUGAAUGGAUUUUGGCGAGCAAGGGGGCAUUCCUGUCUAAACAAGAUAACAUUCACAACUAUUCAGUAACAAUUACAAGUAACUUUCACAACUAUUCAGUAACAAUUACAAGUAACUUUCACAACUAUUCAUAUUCAGUAACAAUUACAAGUAACUUUCACAACUAUUCAGUAACAAUUACAAGUAACUUUCACAGCUAUUCAGUGCUGUAUGUUCAAGGUGGAUUUCAUAUUUGGUGAAGGCUGUCAGGAUAUAUCACUUUGACAAAAGCAUAUAAAUUUGUCAAAGUCAGACAAUGCAUCAGUUGAAUAAAAAUGCUUUAUUUGGCUACACAUUAUAUGAAAUAUUUGGACAAAUACUUAUGUCUGUAUAAACUUUGUUAGGUCCACUAUGUAACUGUGUCAAUUAAAAACAUGAGUUAAGUGAAAUCAUUCCAGGUGAUUGUAAUUGUGUGUAGUUUUGAUAUCGUGUCUGUCUAACUCAUCAUAAUUGUUUAGUGUCUGUGUUACACUUCAUUAUUGUUAAGUGGCUGUCUAACACAUUUUAAGUUUAGUGUCAGGGCCAAAAAAAAAAUUGUUUACUGUCUGUUUAACACUUCAUAAUUGUUUAGUGGCAGUCUGAAACUUCAUUAUUGUUUAGUGGUAGUCUGACACAUCAUAAUGGUUUAGUGUCUGUCCAACACUUAAUAAUUGUUAAGUGGCAGUCUAUCACUUCAUGAUUAUCAAGAGUCACUCAACACUUCAUAAUUGUUUAUUGUCUCUCUAACACUUUAUAAUUGUUUAGUGUCUGGCCAGCACUUUAUAAUUCUUAAGUGGCUGUCCAACACUUCACAAUUGUUUAGUGUCUGUCCAACACUUCUUAAUUGUUAAGUGUCUGUCUAACACUUCAUAAUUGUUUACUUUCUGUCUUACACUUCAUGAUUGUUUAGUGUCUGUCUAACACUUCAUAAUUGUUUAGUGUCUGUCUUACACUUCAUAAUUGUUUAGUGUCUGUCUUACACUUCAUGAUUGUUUAGUGUCUGUCUUACACUUCAUGAUUGUUUAGUGUCUGUCUUACACUUCAUAAUUGUUUAGUGUCUGUCUUACACUUCAUGAUUGUUUAGUGUCUGUCUUACACUUCAUGAUUGUUUAGUGUCUGUCUUACACUUCAUGAUUGUUUAGUGUCUGUCUUACACUUCAUGAUUGUUUAGUGUCUGUCUAACACUUCAUAAUUGUUUAGUGUCUGUCAUACACUUCAUAAUUGUUUAGUGUCUGUCUUACACUUCAUAAUUGUUAAGUGUCUGUCUAACACUUCAUAAUUGUUUAGUGUCUGUCUUACACUUCAUAAUUGUUUAGUGUCUGUCUUACACCUUAUAAUUGUUUAGUGUCUGUCUAACACUUCAUAAUUGUUUAGUGUCUGUCUAACACUUCAUAAUUGUUUAGUGUCCGUCUAACACUUCAUAAUUGUUUAGUGUCUGUCCAACACUUCAUAAUUGUUUAGUGUCUGUCCAACACUUCAUAAUUGUUUAGUGUCUGUCCAACACUUCAUAAUUGUUUAGUGUCUGUCCAACACUUCAUAAUUGUUUAGUGUCUGUCCAACACUUCAUAAUUGUUUAGUGUCUGUCCAACACUUCAUAAUUGUUUAGUGUCUGUCCAACACUUCAUAAUUGUUUAGUGUCUGUCCAACACUUCAUAAUUGUUUAGUGUCUGUCCAACACUUAUAAUUGUUAAGUGUCUGUCCAACACUUCAUUGUACAAGUCCAACAUUAACUUUAUGUAUCUUUCUUCCUGGAACAAAAUGCGGUAAACUUUUCUAUAAUUAAUGAAUCGCAGGAAGUUUUCAAUAUGAAAUGAUUUUGUGUAAUUGAGUCUUAACAGUGUUGAAAGUGGAUGCACAUUAUUCAUGGACUGUGUUCAGCAAGCAGGAUAUGGUUACCCGUGUACUGUAUUUACCAUGGUCAUAAGUUAAUUUACAGACCAAAGCAUAUUUCGCUCUCUUAAACUGAUUUUGAGUAUGUUUUUGAGGGAAAGAUCAACAUAAUUGCUACUAAAGAGAUCGUAUUAUAUGGAAUGCUGUUAACAAAUAUGAUGAAUUGAAUGUCUUCUGUAAUCCUUAUGUCAUGUUUUUAUUAAUAAAUGAAGUUGUAUUACAUAAGAUGUGUUCCUUCUCUGACUGUCUUACCAUCCUCAUGCAAUGUUACCAGUGUUGUUGUUAAGAUUGACAGUUAUUUGACUGUAUCUUCCGCAGUAUUUGCUGGGUUGGUGAAUCAUGUUAAUAUUUCAUAAGCAUAUUGUACUCGCACAAUGUUUUAACAGGGUUAAAUGGAAAGGAGAGACAGCUUACCUUAAAUGAUAUACAAGUUUGGUGUGCUUAAAUCCUGUUAUUGAUAGAAAUCAUAGUGCUAUACUUAGAUUCGAGGGGUGUGUUUUACUGCAUGUUGAGAGUAAAUGGUAACAAUUAUUUAUUUAGAAGUCAUAGAUAUAUAUAGUGAAAGCUGUACAUAUAUGUAUAUCAUUGUACAUUGUAUAAGAUAUAUUUUUUUCGGCAGGUGCCACAGUUUGAGAGAUUGUAAUGUUCAAUUCAUUUCUCUUGGAAUUGUGAACUUUCCUGGCAUGUAUCUAGUGAUAUUAUUUUCAUUCGAAUUGACAUGGGUGUGUACAGUGAGUUACCUAUCUCACCAGAUGGGCUUCUGGUUUGCAAUAUAUUUGUUCAAAGGUUUAAAAACCAAUAUGGUUUAUAAGGUUCGGAACUUUUUAACUUUGAUGCACUAUUUUUUAAUGACAGUUAAGUUAUUGUAGUAGGUUCAGCUUCUUCUAUAUGUGAGUUUCUCCUUAAAAGUAAAUACAAAAAACAAGAACCUUUGAGACAGUGUCAGUUAUAACUUGUAAGAUAUUUUAUGUUGGAAAUAGGAGCAUUUAGCCAUCGGGUGAGGUAGUUUGAACCACUAGGUUAUAUGACUCAGUACAUAGAUUAUAUGAUUCGUUUGGUGUGCCUGCGUUUUACAACGUUUCUGUUUAGCUAUAUUUUUUGUUUUGAGGAAUAUUUUAAUUAUGAAUUAAUUUUUGCUAACUACAUGUACUAAAUAGAUUGAAUGUGAUACCAUUAAAAUGUUAAACUGUCUUGUAUGAAAGAUAUUUCCUUUUUCUAUUCUUUGGUUAGGGAACUGUUGUUAUCUAAAAGUAUUUUUCAAAUACUUUGUAAAUAGAGGAUAUUGUGCAUGUGGUCUUUCAUAGUAAUAUUUAUACACUGGUAACAUUUUUGAUAAAUAUUGUAUUGGAUCGCCACAAAUGUAAUAUUCCACUUAAAUGUAUAACACUUCUACCACUAUUUAUUCAUUACAACACACAACUAAUUACUUGAGUAAUGUUUCAAACAUGUGUGAAGAUCGUUACACUGUUUACUGAUGAUGUCACAUCCGGAGUUAGUAGCUAUUUAUAUAUCUAGAUAUGUAUCAUUAACAUAAAGUGGCAUUAUUUCAUAACCCGAUCAUUGAUGAGAUAUAAUUUACUUUACCACAGUAUUGAUGAGUGAGAACAAAGCUUUACAGUUCAAUCUUUGUGGGAGAAAAUGAGCACAAUGAAUUUUAUGCCAUGAAAAUAACAAUAUCACAUAAUUGUUUUAGCUGCAACACUCAAUUUGAGGCCAUCAGAAAUAUUUCUUACAAAUAAGAUUUGUAAAAAAUGCCAAAAAUAGUGUUAAAUUGUAUGUGUUACAAUCUCUUUAAACUUUUCUCUUUAAAAGGUAUAUUUGCAUCAUUUUCAUACAGAGUUAUAACAAAUACCUAACCCAUGUUUCUACAAUAACCAAGUAGUUCAUCAGGACUUAACAAAAUUCAUAGUUUUCCUAGUCAAAUGAAUCCUGAAUGUUAAAAAUAUAAAAAUGAUUCAUUCAACCUCGAUUCAAUUAUCUUUUUAAAAGAUUCUGUUUUCGGCUUAAAGCUAAAAUUGAAAGGCAAUUUAAGUAUUUAUAGUUAUACAAUAAGUAUGAGUGUUGUUUCAGUAAAGAUCUUCCUCUGUGCCUUUAAUUAAAAUAUCAAAUAUAAUCAGAAAAUAUAUGUUUCUGAUGACCCCAAAAUUGUGUGUCGCGGCUCAUGAUCGGCGAGUUCUGCUGAUACUGAAUUACGUUAUCUAUAAUACACAAAAUAUUGGGUUUCAGAUGCGUAAGAAUGGUGUUAGGUUCAAUAAUAAACAAUAUACAUGUGUAACAAAUAAUACAUGAAUUUGUCAAAUAAGAAAGUUUAUAAAUCAUUUUAAUUGAAAUUUUGUCCAAUCUGAAAAUAAAUAAAGAUUCACAUUUUGUAAAAAAUUGUCUUGAAAUAUUCACAUAAUGUGAGGGAAGGUGGAAAGCAGACCAAAUCAGCUACAUGUAUUAGUGGGAGAAAUCUGGGGUCAGUUUCAUCCCAUAUCAUAGGAGCAGUUUUCUUCCUACAUUGCAUUACUAUUGAUGAAAAUCUUGGGUACUAAAUUGCUCCUUAGGAUUUUUAAUGAAACAGACCCCUAGACUUUGGCGAGUCCUUCAUAUGUCAUGCUCAUUUCACACUGUAUAAUUAUGUAAUGAACAAAUUGCCAGAUAUUUGUUACAUUGUAUGUUGAUUUUUUCAAGGAGUAAAAGGUAUUAAUGUACUCCGCGCAUCAUUGUUCAUGUUGAUUUCAUGUAUGCAAGGUACUAAAAACAUCUUACAUUAGGUUUAUUAGUUGAUACAAUGUUGUUUCUGUGCUCUGUAAUAAUUUGUAACAGUUAUUCACUCUGGUUUAUAUCAGAUACUUACAGUACCAUUCAUUGUAUGUAGCGCUAUGUUAAAGUAUGGAUGCACAUAUUCUGUUGUUGCAAUAUGAUUUUAAUUGUUAUAAAUUAUUUCUAUACAUUCAACAAACUACAUGUAAAUGUUGUGUAAAUUCAGUGUCAUGUCACCAUAUUAAAUAAUAAAUGAUACUUGAAGUAGAUAGAA
Mya arenaria is the source of this 6686-nucleotide messenger RNA. RefSeq names its product ras-related protein Rab-14. Gene Ontology annotation, biological process: defense response to bacterium; Golgi to endosome transport; phagosome maturation. Gene Ontology annotation, cellular component: Golgi apparatus; phagocytic vesicle; trans-Golgi network. Gene Ontology annotation, molecular function: GTPase activity; GTP binding. The record is from RefSeq and is a predicted model, not a curated record. The transcript has 9 exons. Bases 165 to 809 code for a protein of 214 amino acids. NCBI's taxonomy places the organism in Eukaryota, Metazoa, Mollusca, Bivalvia, Myida, Myidae.